AUGGCGGACGCACCCCUGUUCCCCGUUACCGUGGUCGGUAGUUGGCCUCGCUCCACCGAGCUGAUCCGUGCUCUGCGCCGCAAGGAAGCUGGCGAAAUCACCUACGCGGAGUUCAGUGCAAUGGCCGACGCCGAAGUCCUCGCGUGCAUCCGUGCCCAGGAAGAGGCCGGCGUCGACAUCAUCAGCGACGGCGAGCAACGUCGGGACAACUUCUACUCCUUCGCGGUGGACAAGCUCACCGGCAUGCAGUUGAUGAAGGUGUCGGAGCUGCUGGACUACUCCACCGACCGGGCCCGCAUGGAAGAGGUGCUGCGCGCGCUUGACGUCCCCUCCUUUGCCAUCAAGAGCCCUAUCGUGGUGGACCGGAUUGGUAAGAAGCAGGGACUGGCGCUGGAUGAGCUGGCCUUCAUGCGCGAGCACACCGACCGCCAAAUCAAGGUGCCGUUGCCCGGCCCCUAUAUGCUGACCCGCUCCAGUUGGUUCGAGGGCCUGUCGGACAAGGCAUAUCCCUCCCCCGACGAUCUGGCCAAGGACGUGGUCGAGAUUCUGCGGGAGGAGAUCAUUGCCCUGCGCGACCAGGGCUGCGACUUUGUGCAAUUGGACGAACCCACCCUUUCCCAGGUGGUGUUCGGCGAAGAGACCACCGAAACCUUCAUGUGCGCUGCGCUGCCCAACCGGCGCGACCCCACCGAUGAGUUGGAGAUGGCGGUUCGCCUGAUGAACGAAACGCUGGAGGGCAUCGAGGGCAUCAAGACCGGCGUACACAUCUGCCGCGGGAACUGGAGCAAAAAGGAAGAGGUUCUGCUCACCGGCAACUACGGCCCCAUGCUCCCCUACCUGGUCCAGAUGAACAUCGACCAGUUGGUGCUGGAGUGCGCCACGCCGCGGGCCGGCGAGAUGGAAGUCUUCAAGGAAUACAGCAACGAGAAGGAGAUCGGCCUAGGCGUGGUCAACCCGCGCACCGACGACAUCGAGCCGGCCGGCCAGAUCGUCGCCCGGGUCAAGGAACUGCUGCAGUACUUCGACGCCGACAAGAUCUACCUCAAUCCCGACUGCGGUUUCGGCACCUUCGCCGAGCGCAACGUCAACACCCACGAAAUGGCCGCCAAGAAGAUGCAGGUGAUCACCGAAGCGGCGGAGAUCCUCCGCGCCGAGUACGCUUAG
Molecule: messenger RNA, 1164 nt
Organism: Geodia barretti
Lineage: Eukaryota; Metazoa; Porifera; Demospongiae; Tetractinellida; Geodiidae
Source: the annotation of a GenBank genome assembly